AUUGGACAACGUCGGUUUUUUUCUUUAAAAAGGAAACGAGUUGGUAGCUUCGCCCACUGGCCACGGUGGUGGUUGGAUAACGUCGUUAAGUCCGUUGGUAAUACUGUAAAAUCAAGGAGUCGUACCCGCUCUCAUGGCCUCCAUCAGCGGCGGCAGUCUUCUCGUCGACUCUUUGGUCUCACGUUUCACUGCCAAAGCUUUUCGCGCGUUCCCCAACUCCCUCACGACGUCGCGUCCACUUCGAUCCGCCCCCAAAGCUAUUCACGAAAUCCUCACUUCUCGCAGCGUAUCUGUCUCUGCAGCCUCAGAUGUCUUCACUUGGGACGACGUCGUCCGGAUCUCCAAACCGGAUGCCCUUCAGGACGACCCUUCAGAUCUCAAAGGCUACUCUGACAAGAUCAAAAUCUGCAAUCGCGGACUGGAAUCUCAAUCGGAGUUCAUGCCGUUUGUGAUUGAGGACCAAAUUAUUGGUUACAUUCACAAUGGUUUUGCUGAGAAGUUACAUAGUUUCAAGGACGUGUUUGUUUUCCCGCCAGAAAAUUCAAAUUCUGAUGAUGGUGGCGGCUCAAUGACCUUGCAUUCUUCACUGCGCACGGCGGAGGAUAGGACGCGAGCGGUGGGAGAUGUAAUCAAAAGCUUAGGGGAAGAAGAACUGAUUCCAGGUAUAAGAAAUGAGCUAUACCCGGUGGCAUCAUCCUUUGGGGCACCCAUAUGUUUCUCUCUAGAACGUGCUGCUGCGCCUUAUUUCGGAAUAAAGGCUUAUGGAGUGCAAAUGAAUGGCUAUGUUGAAAAGGAUGGCCAGAAGUUUCUAUGGAUAGGGAAGAGAAGCCAACAGAAAUCCACUUAUCCAGGGAUGCUUGAUCAGCUCGUUGCUGGGGGACUGCCUCACGGGGUUGCAUGUGGGGAAAAUGUUGUAAAGGAAUGUGAAGAGGAAGCCGGAAUACCCAGACCCAUUUCCAGUGUAGCUGUACCAGUUGGAGCUGUUUCUUAUAUGGACAUUGAUGGGUAUAGAUACAAAAGGGAUGUUUUGUUUUGCUAUGAUUUAAAGCUUCCUGAGAGUUUCAUGCCAAAGAAUCAAGAUGGAGAGGUGGAGAGCUUCAAGUUGAUUCCAGUGACUCAUGUUGCAAACAUCAUACGGAGGACGCAAUUUUUCAAGCCAAAUUGCUCUCUCGUCAUCAUUGACUUCCUUUUUCGACACGGUGCAGGUACAUUAGGCCCGAGUCCUUCGGAUACCUGGAUCUGCUACAAAGUUUGAGGAGCGGCGAUUGUUCUUAAUUGUACAUUUUUCUUCUUUGGUACUGCCUAAGUGUGUUUUUUUUUACUCUUCCCCAAAAUUAUCAAGAGCUAAUGUUACAAACUAGGCAAAUAAAGCAGCUAUCUCCAAAUGCAGCUGUUUCUUCUUCUCUGUGUCGCUCUUUAAUUAAAAUGAAAUAAUUGGCUUAAAAUU
Molecule: messenger RNA, 1447 nt
Organism: Malus domestica (apple)
Lineage: Eukaryota; Viridiplantae; Streptophyta; Magnoliopsida; Rosales; Rosaceae
Product: nudix hydrolase 20, chloroplastic-like
Molecular function (GO): 8-oxo-dGDP phosphatase activity
Source: RefSeq, a predicted model, not a curated record